Molecule: messenger RNA, 1575 nt
Organism: Panthera uncia (snow leopard)
Lineage: Eukaryota; Metazoa; Chordata; Mammalia; Carnivora; Felidae
Gene: NFKBIL1
Product: NFKB inhibitor like 1
Exons: 4
Coding region: 122-1261 (379 amino acids)
Biological process (GO): canonical NF-kappaB signal transduction; negative regulation of toll-like receptor signaling pathway
Cellular component (GO): nucleus
Molecular function (GO): protein binding
Source: RefSeq, a predicted model, not a curated record
UCGCCAUUUCCGCCAGCCUACAGUGUCUCCGCCCUUCCCGCCUCCCUUCUUCCGAGCGUCUUAAACACAGGCGUCGGGCCUACAGCUCUGGGGGUACUUAGGGGGGCGGGGGGCAGGUCUGAUGAGUAACCCCUCCCCCCAGGUCCCAGAGGGAGAAGCCUCCACAUCUGUCUGCCGGCCCAAGACUUCCAUGGCCUCCACUUCCCGCCGCCAACGCCGAGAGCGUCGCUUCCGUCGUUACUUGUCUGCAGGACGGCUGGUCCGGGCCCAAGCCCUCCUCCAGAGACACCCGGGCCUUGAUGUAGAUGCUGGGCAACCCCCACCACUGCACCGGGCCUGUGCCCGGCACGAUGCCCCUGCCCUGUGCCUGCUUCUUCGGCUUGGGGCUGACCCUGCCCACCAGGACCGCCACGGGGACACGGCGCUGCACGCUGCUGCCCGCCAGGGCCCUGAUGCCUACACGGACUUCUUCCUGCCACUGCUGAGUCGCUGCCCCUCUGCUAUGGGAAUAAAGAAUAAGGAUGGGGAGACCCCUGGGCAAAUUCUGGGCUGGGGGCCUCCCUGGGAUUCUGCUGAAGAAGAGGAAGAAGACGAGGCCUCUAAGGAGCGGGAAUGGAGGCAGAAGCUGCAGGGAGAACUGGAGGAUGAGUGGCAGGAGGUCAUCGGGAGGUUUGAAGAUGAUGCUUCCCAUGAGACCCAGGAACCCGAGUCCUUCUCAGCCUGGUCAGAUCGCCUGGCCCGGGAACAUGCCCAGAAGCAGCAGCAGCACGAGGCAGAGGGAGCCCGCCGACCCCCACGGGCUGAGGGCUCCAGUCACAACUGGCGACAGCAGGAGGAGGAGCAGCGGCUCUUCCGAGAGCGAGCCCGGGCCAAGGAGGAAGAACUGCGUGAGAGCCGAGCCAAGAGGGCACAGGAGGCUCGUGGGGACCGAGGGCCAGAGCCAGCCAGGGCUGGGCCCAGGGCAGAGCACCCAAGAGGAGCAGGGAGGGGCAGCCUUUGGCGCUUUGGCGAUGUGCCCUGGCCCUGCCCUGGGGGAGGGGACCCAGAGGCCAUGGCUGCAGCCCUGGUGGCCAGGGGCCCCCCCUUGGAGGAGCAGGGGGCUCUGAGGAGGUACUUGAGGGUCCAGCAGGUCCGCUGGCACCCUGACCGCUUCCUGCAGCGAUUCCGAAGCCAGAUUGAGACCUGGGAGCUGGGCCGCGUGAUGGGAGCUGUGACGGCCCUUUCUCAAGCCCUGAAUCGCCACGCGGAGGCCCUCAAGUGACCCCAGGGAAAGAGUGAGAAACUGCAGGGAGUGCAGCCUUAGAGGCAGGGCAGUAGUAAGGGGCAGGUCAGGGCGGGGGUGACGAGGAAGAGGCUGAUGCUGCCCCGCGCCGCGAAGGAUAUGGGGUGGGAGUGAAACUUGUAACGAGUGGGGGUGGGGAGGAUAUGGGCCACCGCCACUGCUCCUUGACUCCUCCAUUUCCUAAUAAGACCUGGUUCCACAUCUCACUCCCAGUGUCUCCUCUGCCUUUUUCCAUUGCUGUGGUUUUCAUCAUACGUGACAUCUCCUUUCCCACCCCGCCUGCCAAAACCCGC